ACCUUCACCACCUUCUCUUGCGCCUGGCGCGCACCGUUCUCCUCUCCGCAGCAUUCCCUACCACCAUGCCGCACACUGGCACCCCUUACUGCGUCCGCAACGCGCUGCAGUCCCUCUUCGCCGAGUUUCACGCGAGCUCCCGAGCCGCAUAUCGACUUUCGCAGCGCCGCCAGUUCCACGACUAUUUCGUAACUCAUUUACCUUCGACGUCCUUAUCACCUGAUAAGCGAACACCUUCACAUCACAAGCUUCCGAGAUCGGACUCCACGCCUCACUCUGGACCUUCAGACCGAAGCACCCGAGCACCAAGCGAUCGAGAGACGACCGUGGUGAGAAUACCACUGAAGAGCGCCAAGCAUCACUUCGGGGCCGGCGUCAGUAGAGGGAGCAGGCCCUACAAUGAGGACACCUAUCAGGCAGGCACGGUAGAAAUACCAGCCUUCGCGAAAAAGCAACCCGUGAGCAUCAGCGGGAAGCGCGAAAUCAACCAAAAUGUGGGCUCCACUAGGGCCACAGGCGACCCACAAAUCUUCUACUUUGGCGUGUUCGAUGGGCACGGAGGGAGUGAGUGCUCAGAGUUCUUGCGAGACCGGCUGCAUGGAUACAUAGAAGAGGCAGCACUCCUCUUCGGGCUGGAGAGCACGCUACAGAAUGGCAACGGGUCUACUUCGGCUGGAGGGUCUGGGAUCAUGGGCUCUCAGGAUGCGGAAGAUUUACAACGGAGUUUGAUCACUUCUUGGAAAGAGACUGUCGGAGGAUACUUCAAGCGCUUUCGUCCAGAAUACUUUCCAGCUGUGGCGAGUGGCGACGAGGAGACCGUCAGCAGUAAUUCGAUCGAGACGGUACUCACGUAUGCCUUCUUGAAGGCGGAUCUGGACUUUACCACUGCGCAAGCCAAAAAGCAGAGCGAACAUGCCAGUGAGCAGGAGAAGGCCGCGCAAAAAGCCCUGAAGGAGAGCCAGUCAUCUACCGACGACCCUGUGUUGGGAGAUAGGCCCCUCAAUGACGGAGACAUGCUCUUCCAUCCCGAGCGAGAAGCUUCACAGAACCUCACCAGUCGGCCUGCCCCUCGUGGCUCAUCGCCGAAUCUGGACGCUGCAAUCGGUGGCAAGAAGCGCUUCCAGGGAGGAUCAACGGCCUCGAUCGCACUCAUCUCCACGCCAUCUCCUACCCCGUUCUGGCACCCCAGUAGUCCGUCUACCCUGACUGCAGCACAUGUCGGCGACACUCGUAUUCUCCUCUGCCGGACAGACGAUGGCUCUGCAGUGCCAGUAACGCAAAAUCACCACCCAUCCAUGCCUGUCGAAGCCCGCCGGCUGCGUCGAUACGCCGCAUCCUUCGUCACGGACAGCUUCGGCGAAGAGCGCAUUUCUGGCCUUGCCAACACCCGUGCCUUCGGUGAUAUCGGCAGCAAACGUAUUGGUGUCUCAGCUGAACCUCAGAUCACUACUAUUCAGCUCACACCCGCAGGUUACUCUUUCCUCGUCCUCAUGUCUGAUGGCGUCUCCGGCCACUUGGAAGACCAGGAGAUUGUAGACAUCGUUAAGGAGGCCAAGACCCCUGCGCAAGCGGCAAGUGACCUGAUUAGCUUUGCGGUGGAGACGGCAGGAGAGGCCGAUAAUGCUACCGCAUUGGUCGUAAGAUUGGGUGGAUGGGAAAGAAGAAUGGAAGGUGGCAAUGGUAGUCUUGGAACCAAGGAGCAGAGGGCUUUCCGCCAGAGAGAAGCGGACGACCCCAGGUCGCGGAGGCAGUAGAACUUUUACCUUUCACUUGGACACAAUCGAUAUCACUUCUGCAGGCUGCGCAAUCUCGAAUGCCACGAAAACAUGUUAUUGCGCGCCAUUCGCUCAUUUUGUAGCGAGCAACUGCCCCAAAAUCCAGAAACAUUGAUCCGGG
Molecule: messenger RNA, 1896 nt
Organism: Cercospora beticola
Lineage: Eukaryota; Fungi; Ascomycota; Dothideomycetes; Mycosphaerellales; Mycosphaerellaceae
Product: PP2C family serine/threonine-protein phosphatase
Biological process (GO): protein dephosphorylation
Cellular component (GO): mitochondrion
Molecular function (GO): cation binding; [pyruvate dehydrogenase (acetyl-transferring)]-phosphatase activity
Source: RefSeq, a predicted model, not a curated record